AUGAAUAUAAUUAAGAACACUAAUUCUUUCUACUAAUUUUCAAAGGAAUAUUAAACCUAUUUUAAAGAUAAAUCCAUUGAAUAGAUUGAAAAACCUUAAAAUCCAGUUACUUUAAUGAAUUCUUUCUUACGUAGUUCCUCCUUUGCCAAAAAAUGUGCUCAACCUUUAGAUUGGCCUUCUGAUAUAGAUUUAUCCAAUAUUAGAGAAGAAUAUUUCAUCAUUGAUCCAACUCAGAGGUUUUAAAGAGAAUGGAAUGAAAAAAAGUUAUUUUUUAAGCAUAGAUAAAGUCCUUUAAGAACAGAAUCAUUUAACAGAUUUAGAGAAAAUAUUCGUUCUUUAAGCAAAACUUACAAAUUUUAAAAAGAUAAUCUUUAGUAUGAUUAAACAGGGAUUUUUCCUAGCUAAAGGAAGCUAGAACUAUAAGAGAUAGUGUAGGCAUAAAAAGAAUAUAAAGAUAAAAAAGAAAAAUUUAAUUUUUUAAACAAGCAACACCGUUUAAUUGAAAAUCUCCAUCAUGAUGAUAUAAUAUAAAAAUAAGUUAACUAAAGUACAUAAAGUAGUUUAUGUAGACUAUUAGAUCAAUGAAAAUAAAAAUGAAACUAUAAAUUAAGAGAAUAGAACGAUAGCUAAGAUAAAUUCAGAUAUUGAUAUAACUGGAGAUUGGGCUAGAAAACGAAAGUCUCCAUUAAACAAAUUAGAUACAUAUCAUAGAGUGAUUUCUCAAGAAGAUAAUGAAAAAAGUAAGUUAGGAAAAGCUAAACCAAAUAGAGUUAAGCAAUUUGAAAGGAAAGGUAGAGAUUAUAACAUAGUCAAUUUUGCAUGUAAUUGA
Molecule: messenger RNA, 829 nt
Organism: Paramecium sonneborni
Lineage: Eukaryota; Ciliophora; Oligohymenophorea; Peniculida; Parameciidae
Source: the annotation of a GenBank genome assembly